CCAUUUGCGCAGCUCCUCCUAGAUUUCGAGAGAGAGAGAGAGAGAGAGAUUUUAGCGCUGAAGAUCGUUUCCGUGUCUUCGUCCUCCAGGUAGGAAUCUUAAGGACGCAGCCUGAGGCGUACGGCUCUCUCUCAUCUUCGAAAUCACCAUGAUCUCCCUCAGCCUCUCCUCGUCUAUGAUCAAGACGAGCGUUCCUGGUAGUAGUUGCACCCUUUUCUCUUCACGCCAGGCAAAACCAGCUCCAGCUUUCUUGCGAGUAAUCUCCGGCGAGGGAUCUAAUCGGGUUUUGAUCGAGACGACUGCAUCUUCCGAGUCCUCGGUCGAUGAGACCACCACCGUAUCCGGUGGAGUUCAGGAUGUGUACGGAGAGGACGCCGCCACAGAGGAUUUCCCCGUCACUCCUUGGUCUCUCUCCGUUGCCAGUGGGUAUACUCUGUUGCGUGAUCCUCAUCACAAUAAGGGCCUUGCCUUCAGCGACAGGGAGAGGGACGCUCACUAUCUUCGCGGUCUUCUUCCACCCACUGUCAUUUCUCAUGAUCUUCAGGUUAAGAAAAUGAUGCAUACUCUCCGUCAGUAUCAAGUUCCAUUGCAGAGGUACAUGUGUAUGAUGGAUCUCCAGGAGACGAAUGCGAGAUUGUUUUACAAGCUUCUCAUCGAGAAUGUUGAGGAGUUACUGCCGGUUGUCUAUACUCCAACGGUUGGCGAAGCCUGCCAGAAAUAUGGCAGCAUUUUCAUGCGUCCACAGGGUCUUUUUAUCAGCUUGAAGGAGAAGGGUAAGAUUCUCGAGGUGCUGAGAAACUGGCCUGAGAAGAACAUCCAAGUCAUUGUCGUCACCGAUGGGGAGCGUAUUUUAGGGUUGGGAGAUCUCGGAUGUCAGGGAAUGGGAAUACCCGUUGGGAAGCUUUCUCUGUAUACAGCUCUUGGAGGUGUCCGUCCAUCUGCUUGUCUGCCCAUAACAAUUGAUGUUGGGACAAAUAACGAGAAGCUAUUGAACGAUGAGUUCUACAUAGGGCUUCGACAAAGGAGAGCUACUGGAGAGGAAUACUCCGAACUUAUACACGAAUUCAUGACGGCGGUCAAGCAGAAUUAUGGUGAGAAAGUUCUCAUUCAGUUUGAAGACUUUGCAAACCAUAAUGCCUUCGACCUGCUAGCCAAGUAUGGAGCAACUCAUCUCGUUUUCAAUGACGAUAUUCAGGGCACAGCAUCAGUGGUUCUCGCUGGCCUCAUUGGUGCACUUAAAUUUGCCGGCGGAUCCUUAGCUGAUCACAGAUUUCUCUUCCUUGGUGCUGGAGAGGCUGGCACCGGAAUAGCUGAACUAAUAGCUCUUGAGAUAUCGAAAAAGUCCAAAAUUCCACUGGAAGAGGCUCGGAAGAACAUAUGGCUUGUGGAUUCCAAGGGAUUAAUUGUCAGUUCGCGCAAGGAAUCGGUUCAACAUUUCAAAAAGCCGUGGGCUCAUGAUCACAAACCGAUAAAAGAACUUGUUAAUGCUGUGAAGGCAAUCAGGCCAACAGUGCUGAUCGGGACGUCAGGAGUGGGCCGAACAUUCACUCAAGAAGUAAUAGAAGCCAUGGCAGACCUGAAUGAGAAACCCAUUGUUCUUUCACUUUCAAACCCAACUUCCCAGUCAGAAUGUACCGCGGAAGAGGCCUAUGCAUGGAGUCAGGGACGGGCGAUCUUUGCUUCCGGGAGCCCAUUUGCUCCGGUAGAGUACAAUGGAAAGAUGUUGGUGCCGGGACAGGCGAAUAAUGCGUACAUCUUCCCGGGGCUAGGGCUCGGGUUGAUAAUGUCAGGGACGAUCCGUGUUCAUGAUGACAUGCUCCUGGCUGCCUCGGAAGCGCUGGCAGAGCAGCUGAGGGAGGAGCAUUUUGUGAAAGGAUCCAUAUACCCUCCGUUCAAGGACAUCAGAAACAUCUCUGCUCGCAUCGCCGCCAAGGUGGCCGCCAAGGCUUAUGAACUCGGUUUGGCAACGAGGUUGCCUCAGCCCAAGGAUCUGGUGAAGUGCGCGGAGAGCAGCAUGUACAGCCCUUCCUACCGCAGCUACCGCUGAUUUUAAUUUUGACUUUUAACCGCCGCCCUUCACCAUUCUUUUCAUUAUCCCCCUUUUAUAUUUUUGUUUUUUUUACUUUUAUUUAUUAUUGUAUUUUUAUUUUUCACUUUGAAUCCGAAUGUUUACCCUUCCUCAUUUA
This is a messenger RNA of Tarenaya hassleriana, 2186 nucleotides long. Its product is annotated as NADP-dependent malic enzyme 4, chloroplastic-like. The record is from RefSeq and is a predicted model, not a curated record. The transcript has 20 exons. Bases 149 to 2047 code for a protein of 632 amino acids. Gene Ontology annotation, molecular function: malate dehydrogenase (decarboxylating) (NAD+) activity; malate dehydrogenase (decarboxylating) (NADP+) activity; NAD binding. Gene Ontology annotation, cellular component: chloroplast. Gene Ontology annotation, biological process: malate metabolic process; pyruvate metabolic process. Lineage: Eukaryota; Viridiplantae; Streptophyta; Magnoliopsida; Brassicales; Cleomaceae.